Messenger RNA from Aspergillus aculeatus ATCC 16872, 486 nucleotides. RefSeq lists its product as uncharacterized. The transcript is spliced from 2 exons. NCBI's taxonomy places the organism in Eukaryota, Fungi, Ascomycota, Eurotiomycetes, Eurotiales, Aspergillaceae. The record is from RefSeq and is a predicted model, not a curated record. Bases 1 to 486 code for a protein of 161 amino acids.
AUGCCUCUGAUGCUCACAGUAACGCUCUCAUCGAUUGUGUCCUUGGUUGGGUUCCUGGGAGGAUUUCAGAGCAUCGAGCAACUGGAUGUCCUCGAGCCCGUGCUGAAGAAGAGCGCGAUCCUAAGAGGAUUGAUUCCUGGCUCCAAGUCUGAGCUGCAGGACUUGUGCAACUUCCUGGACGAGAAGGCUAUUCGCCUGACGCCGUUAUUGGACGAGAGUCGUUUCUCCUUUGACAUCGCCAAGGAUGCCCUCAAUUACCCUUACGGUGGCAAGCACAUGGCCAAGGUCGUGCUCACGAUCUAUUAUCGUCUGAAUCCUCAUACUUCUCAUACACGAAUACUUUCCCACAAAACAGACAUUAUCUUCCGGUUCGAAAAGGCGACCAUGCGCAACUCAACUGUGCAGGAGAGUUUUGGGCGUAAAGCUUUAGCAGUCCUCUACAGGGGAAUGUCAGUGUUGGUUAAUACAGCCAGCCACAGCGUGUGA